UGAAAAUUCCCUUGAGAGAGUCAGUUAACAACGUUGUUGUUUGUAUUAAUUUCAAGAUUCUCCUUCAUUUUUCAAUCUGAUAUCAUAUUUUCUAAAAUAUUGAAACUAAUGAUCGAUGUUGAUUGUCGUCCAACGUCGAGGAGGAAGCAUGAAAAAAAAGAUGAAACCUGUGCAUAACUUUUCAUGAGAGGUUCUUCUCGGAUUGAUAGCGGAAGAACAUUCGAACGUUUUUAGACGAAAACAACGCGAACCCGAACGCGGCCUCUGCUUGUAGUUCUGUAAGAGAAGAACGGGCACGAAAAGAAAAAUCAUGGUCGUUGACCAUGCUGUUGUGCAGACGGCCCAGACUGCGCGGGAGCAAGCGGUACUUGGGAACUACGCUGAAAGUCUAGAGGUGUACGACAAACUUCAGACGUCACUGAAUGCUAUCGCAGAACGCUCUGAGUCAUGGGUUCGGUGCAAGGCCCAACUCGAGGAAGAAAUACGUCUGGUCCAAAAACUGGACGAUUGCUGGAAGGGCAUGGGCGUCUGUGGUGCCGAUGGAGGAGCUGGUGGAGGUGUAGUUAGCUAUUCUUCUGUGAAAAUGAUGCUAGCACAAACUUUGAUGUGCCGGCUACGAGGAUACGUAUUUUCCCCGAAGAAAGUGCACAUAACAUGAACAUGAUAUUAUCUGAGUAUGUUGUAGUACCACUACGACUACCACGAGCACGAUCUACAACGACUUUCCUACAGCAUCUUCAUAAACGUGAACAACUCGAACUCAUUCUCAGCUUCUGGGAACAGCGCACAGACGAACGCUGGUUCCGAUUUGCUGAAUGAGUUUCUUGCGCCUGAGCAGCAAGGGGGAGGCUCCGGGGAUGUCUGGAGCCCGCCUCCAGCACGAAAGCGGCCUCCUUGGGCGCAACGUGGUCCCAAGGUGGGUGCUCCGAAGCGGCGCAGCACUCAACCACAGCAGACUAACUCCUCCGGAGAGGGCUUUGUAGCUGGAGGUGGAGGUGGCCUUGCGCCGCCUGGCGCACCAGCAGUUGUCCGUCGCGGCUCGCGCAACUACGCGAAGCCGUGGAACGCAAAUGGGGCGAACAGCAGAGAUUCCUACGACCCAACCGUGGCGAUGGGUGGUGCCGCGAAUCCGAAUUCUUACGGUAACGUUGCAGGUGGCGGUGGACCGGCUGGACCACCGGGAAACAACUAUGUGCAUAAUGCUGCAGCGGCUGGAGGCAGCCAUCAGGCGGGUGGAAGCAGUGGAAGCCGCGCCUCGACGACCGGUGCACCGCUGGCGGCAGCACAACAACCACACCCACGAGGCGCAAACGGAAUUUCCUACCUAGAACACGUGUAUGGCGACAGACUCGACGGUCCGGAUGCGGAACUUAUACGCAUGAUUGAGCGUGACUCCGUAGAAAACGAUCCACAAGUGUCGUGGGAUGCAAUCGCUGGUUGCGAAAUGGCGAAGGACCUUCUUGACGAAGCCGUGGUCAUGCCGCUGGCGAUGCCCGACUAUUUUCAGGGUAUACGUCGUCCUUGGCGUGGUGUUCUGCUUUUCGGGCCUCCAGGAACGGGAAAAACCAUGCUCGCGAAGGCAGUGUCGACUGAAUGUACUUAAGUCAGUUCUUUAUAUAUUAUUUGACACGUGCCGGCUGACUGUCUUGUUUUUGGUAAAAUAAGUAAUAUUAAAUAUGUUGAGAACAGUAAUAUGAAAUCGAAGUCGAUUUAAGAGCACACGAUCUCCUCCUCCUCCAACUACGUCCCAUGCAUAAAGUUCACGAUCAGUCAGGUGAAACAACUUUCAUGAAUGUCUCUGCGUCGACAAUGGCCUCAAAGUAUCGGGGAGACAGUGAGAAGCUAGUCCGAAUACUUUUCGAGAUGGCGCGGUAUUACGCACCGACAGUGAUUUUCCUUGACGAGGUGGAUUCGCUGGGCAGUAAGCGUGGCGAAGCAUCAGAACACGAAGCCAGUCGACGAGUGAAAAGCGAGCUGCUCGUUCAAAUGGACGGAAUCAACACCGUCAAAAAAGAUUCUCCGGAUGAACAGCCGAAACUUGUCAUGGUGUUCUUUUUGGAUUUCCUUUAUAAUUCCUCUCGAUGCCUUAGCUUUUGCUUGAAGAUGUAUCCUCCUGAGUACUAGGAUCACAUUGUCGAAGAUGGGUCGGCAGUGAAUAUGUAGGUAGUUCCCCAGACUAAACCUACUUACUUCUAUAAUUAAUGACUCUGACUUCUGCGGUGAUGUCUGGCGAAGGAUCCUCAUAUUGUCGCUGAUGUAGGCGUUGCGAAAUCACGAAAUGUCAAUGAAUUGCAACUCCAUCGCAGGUUCUGGCCGCUACGAACAGGCCCUGGGAUCUGGAUGAAGCAUUGCGACGACGACUAGAAAAACGGAUUUAUAUCCCAUUACCGGAACAGGAAGGACGGCGCCAAAUUUUCGACCUGAUGUGUGCGGAGAUAAGCGUGAAUGACGACGUGAAGUUCGAUACUCUGGUCGAGCUCACGGAAGGCUAUUCGGGUGCGGACAUCACGAACGUUUGCCGCGAAGCAGCAAUGAUGCAGAUGCGGAUACACCGUGAGGCCCUCAGAAAAGCGAGAAAAGAGAAGGUGCUGCUAGAAUUUUGAUAAUCCGCUGCCGCUAAGCCUAAGGAUCAAUGAAGAACAUUUUCAUUUUCUUGAUCAAGAACAGGAUAUUUCUGUCUGAUCGUGUUAGUUAUAGUUGUUCGUUGUGAAUAUAUCUACUUCUGCUUCAUCCAUUUCGAAUUUCGUUAAGUUGGCAAAGACUAUUUAAGUGCACGGGUUUUUUCCUUCUCAUCUGUUUAAUCGACCCUUUUGUAUUUCCGCAGGCUAAUAUUGCUGAAAUGGCGAAGGAAUUCGAAGAGGUUCCAGUCACGAUGGAUGACUUUCUGAACAGCCUGAAGAACGUGAAUCGCAGCGUUGGGAAUGAUGAUCUGCAGAGAUUCCAGGACUGGAUGUCCGAAUUUGGGGCAACUAUCUGAACAACGAUUCCUGCUACAGCUCCUAUUGUGAGUUCUUGCUGAUCCAUAGAGGGCGUCUUCUCAUCUUUGUCACCCGAAAUUGCCACCCUUGCCUUUCUGACAUUUUCCUCCAAAUAGCCAAUGGCAGAGCUCUUCGUUUUAUGCGUUUACUGCAACGGACGCUCUGGAACUUCCUUUGCAGAACUCCAUGGUGACGAAAAGAAACACAUAUUAAUAUUGGACAUGCUUCUAAGUACACAUGAACAUGAUGAUCUGCAAUCAUCUGCUUCUGCAGCCACACUGAUGAUUCACAUGAAAAGACCAUAUUGUCGUUGCUUGCGGCCGCAUCGCCAUAAUCGCAUGAGACGCCUUCUAAAAUAAUCAAUCUUCUUACAACCUUUCGCUUCCUAAAGAAAGAACAAGAAACUG
Messenger RNA from Amoebophrya sp. A25, 3385 nucleotides. The record is from the annotation of a GenBank genome assembly. Lineage: Eukaryota; Dinophyceae; Syndiniales; Amoebophryaceae.